This is a messenger RNA of Huiozyma naganishii CBS 8797, 2316 nucleotides long. RefSeq names its product She4p (gene SHE4). The transcript has a single exon. NCBI's taxonomy places the organism in Eukaryota, Fungi, Ascomycota, Saccharomycetes, Saccharomycetales, Saccharomycetaceae. The coding region runs from base 1 to 2316 and encodes 771 amino acids. The record is from RefSeq and is a predicted model, not a curated record.
AUGGUGCAAGACUCAGAAGAAGUUAUAAGAGAUUUGUGUAGUCAGUUUGACCAAAAACUGCAGGCGCCGGUUCUGCCGGCAAAGCACAAUUCGGCGCUCGAUAUGAUAUUUGGGCAAGAAAAUCCCCUUGUGCAAGAAACCCAAAAGAAAGAGGAAUUGGAGACAGUCAUUACAAGGGCGUAUCAAGAUCACAGCGAGACACGAAAGCAUCUGGGAGACCUUGUUAAAAAAGAUCCUAAUUUCGCAGUUACACUUUUUGGAUCCUUGGGUAACAAAUCGGUUCAUGUGCUAAUUGGUGUCCACAAAAACGUCGAGGAAACAAAACCAUUGUUAGGAGAGCUAAAACACAGGAUACAUUGUGGGGAAGAUCAAAACAGCCAUUUCCUGUUGAGCUGCAUUUUGCAGUUGUUGCAUAAGUUCACAUAUAAGUUUGACGAUCUGAAAUGGCUCGUGACAGACAUUUGCUUAAGAAUGAUGGAACCGGAUAUCAGAGCUAUGGGGUUGGUUAUUUUUAGUCAAUUGGACGAAAAGUUCCACAAUGAGUUUGAAACGCAGUUACUAAACUUCAUCGAUGAACUCGUUAUUGAGGCUGAGGCUGAUGUCGGCAAUGACCCUUUGGCUAUUAUUGUUGCCAUUCUCAGAGAACUGUACCCUGCUUUUACUGCUCUGUGUUCCAGUGUUAUGUUGGGUAAAGAUCUUGACAAACUUCUCCAAUCAAAAGCUACUGUACAGGAGCCAGACCAAGACUUUGUGAUAAGUCUACUGAAACUACUGGCUAUCGCUUGCAUAGAUGAGAAUGUGAGAGUCCAUAUCUCUGAGAACUACAUGCACGUGUUGGAACUCUCUUACGGAGUUCCAGAAUACAAGAUUUAUUCGUCAUUGGUACUCAUCAAAACCUGGUCUUUCACAAAACUGAAGGACAUCUCGAUACACCAGCUGACAGUUUCGCUGAUAGAAAACUUCCUCAAAGAGUCGAGAAAAGGAAACUCUGAUGAAUUGCCAUAUGCUAUUGAAGGAUUGGCGUACAUAAGCUUGAAAACAUUUUGCAAGUUUCUUUUGAGACACCAUAACUUUUUCUGUCCGGAAUUGGUAAACAUGAUGAAGGAGGGAAGAGUUGAGGGGCAUAACUUAUAUGGACUGAUGGUCAUAAUGGCAAAUCUGGGCACGCUCCCUGAUGAUAGCAGCUCUAAAGAGCCCAAGUCACUGCGGGACUUAAAGGCCUAUUCCGAUCUGAAAAGUCCAAAUCUGCAAGAGGGCGAUGAAGGGAUGAAGGACGAUAAAAUGGCCGUGGUUAGGUUCAAUCAACAAAACAUUCUGGAAACUAAUAUUAUAUCUGAUCUGAAGACGAAACUACCGGAUUUGACUCAGGGUGCUCGGCAACAGUUUAUUAGAAUUAUUUACAAUCUAACACGGGAGCGGAAGAGCAUUGUAAAAGUAGUUGAACAGGGAGCAACUACCGUAGUAUUGGAGUGUUUGAUGAACCAAACAGGCAAAGAGAGCGGCGACAUCUCAAGAGUAUUGGCAUACAGGUCGUUGACAAGGAUUCUCAUUUAUACAGACCCGUCGUUGAUCUUCAACAAAUAUUCACCCAUGAACGCGCUGCAGUUUCUUUUUGAUCUGCUACCUAUUAUCGAUGCAGGAGUGGAAGAGGAUAAUGUAUUCUUCAAGGAAGGUAUCUUAACAACAGCGGAUCAAUACGAAAGUCUGCUGGCACUAACUAAUCUAGCGUCAUUUUCAGGAUCUGCGGGUGAAGAUAUUUGUAAAGCGAUAUGUUCCAAUGGAGUUUAUUGGUCAAAGAUUGAAAAUCUGAUGCUAGACGAAAAUGUGGUAUUGCAAAGAUCAGACCUGGAGUUAAUUUGCAACUUAAUGAGCCAUCCCAUGGCUAUUGCUGUUAAAUUUUUCAAUUUUGACAAUCCCCAGAGUUUUAAGAACUUUACCGUUUUGGUUAAACUACUCCUGCUGGACGAUAUCAAAUCACAAAGGGCUGUUGCUGCAAUCUUUGCGAACAUUGCGAAUACUAUCCCUUUUGUUGCAAAAGAUCUGCUGAAACAAGAGGAACUGAUCAAAAAUUGUGCUACUGUAUUUAUCGAACAGAUGGACGAUGAAGCAUUAAGACAGAGACUUUUAAGCCUGUUUUACUCGUUAUUCGAGCUGACUCCUGAAGAAAACUCUGUAUCGCACGACGACUAUAAGAAGGUAUUAUCCCUUGAGGAGAUCCCCAAGCUGAAAGAUGCCUUAGAACUGCUACAGAAAAAGGACGAUAUUCCAAAGCAAGAUACAGAACUCAUCACAAUAAUACUAGCUAAACUGAAGUGA